AUGGGCGGGCUUAAUCUCGAGGUCUUCAAAUUCGGCCUCUAUGUCAUGUUCCCUAUCGGGAUCAUGUACUAUUUUGGCACGAAUCUUGACGAGCGCUUCGCGGUCACCAAUUUCUGGCCCAAGCCGGAGAAUGCCAACAAGGUCCCGACCGAUCGCGACGAGAUCAAGGCAGAGCUUGAGAGGUUACGCGCCAGAAGGCUGUAUCUUCGCGAGAAGCGGCUCGAGGCCGAGGCAAGAGCCGCUGCACAGCAGCCGCAACAACAGCAGGCGGAUGACAACUAG
Molecule: messenger RNA, 282 nt
Organism: Thermochaetoides thermophila DSM 1495
Lineage: Eukaryota; Fungi; Ascomycota; Sordariomycetes; Sordariales; Chaetomiaceae
Exons: 2
Coding region: 1-282 (93 amino acids)
Biological process (GO): mitochondrial respiratory chain complex IV assembly
Cellular component (GO): mitochondrial inner membrane; mitochondrion
Source: RefSeq, a predicted model, not a curated record